Messenger RNA from Pyricularia pennisetigena, 1152 nucleotides. RefSeq lists its product as uncharacterized. The transcript has 2 exons. The record is from RefSeq and is a predicted model, not a curated record. NCBI's taxonomy places the organism in Eukaryota, Fungi, Ascomycota, Sordariomycetes, Magnaporthales, Pyriculariaceae. The coding region runs from base 1 to 1152 and encodes 383 amino acids.
AUGGCGGCCGUCAGUCCUUCGUCAUCAGAACUCUCAGCUCCGCCCGUUUCUGACGAUGAAGUCCACGGCUUCGAGUCCCAAAGUCGCCCACGAAUGAAGGAUACCUCGGCACCAAAGCCCAGCGAGGAGGAUGUGAUCGUUGUCGCUUGCGAGAUUGAACCGGAAGAGCCGGAGGAUCACGACACAGUCACCGUGGCGAAUAGCAGAAUUUCUCCCGCAGUCUCGGACAAGGCUGCUACCCCAGCACCGCUCGAGGUCACGGUUGUCAAUGGCAAGGAAUCAACUCCACCUGCCCAAGUCACGGCGGAUAUCCAGCCGGCAGGGAUUGAGGCUGUUGAGCCAUCGAUUGAUGUAGCCGAUACCCCAUAUUCUUCUUGUGCUUCUUCCAGACCCAAGAGGAAAAGGGAAAGCAAGGUCCAGCCCUCGGCUACGACUGCGACUACGGCUCCGGCCCCGUCCGCCAAGAAAGGCCCCACCCCGGCUGCAAAGCGCCGCAAGAAGCAAUGGGAGCCGCCUUUUGUUUAUACCAGUCCGAAUUCUCCACUGGUGAAGAAAAAUAUUGACUUGAGGGCGAUGCUCUGCAACCCACUAGCUUGGGAUGGCCUUUCGCCAGCCCAACAACAGUCCCUGAUCCCGCUGUUCCCUUCAGGCUUCGUCCUGGACAAGGGUACGCCGCAGGCGCGGCCAAACACUCAGGCCAUGCUGAACAGCGACGACUUCAGGCACGACUGUGCCCAGUACCUGACCAACAUACGCCUGGGCCGGCACGAGCCCGAGUGGAUCCUGCAGGCGCAGGAGGCACACCUCAGGCGCAAAAACGGUGACUUUGACGACUUUCUAAGGAAGAAGUUUCGGGACGACUGGGGCGCCGAGCCGCCCGAGGGCUACCCGGAGCCAGAGAGGGUUGCGGCGCUGCGGGCCCACGAGAAGGGAGAGGAACAAAAGAACAAGGCGGGGAUGAUGGCGGAUAAGACUCGGGAGAUAGAAAAUGCUGAGAAUGAGGGCUCGGGAAGGAAUUGCGAGGCAGAAGUGGCGGAUGAGCCGCUUAGAUUGCCGCCCCAGGAGACCAAACAGCAACAGCAGGAGGAGAAACCUCUCGGCCGGAAACUCGGGCAGCCGAACUGCUGCAGUACUACUGAGGUAGGUAUAUGA